AUGAGCGACUCGAAAACGAUCCUCAUCCCGGGGCCCAGAGGAGUGCCUCUGCUGGGAAACAUUUAUGAUAUCGAGCAAGAGGUGCCUCUGAGAAGUAUUAAUGUGAUGGCGGAUCAAUAUGGCCCUAUCUAUCGACUGACAACGUUUGGCUGGUCCAGAGUAUUCGUCAGCACCCACGAACUCGUCGACGAAGUCUGCAACGAAGAGCGAUUCACAAAGAUCGUCACAGCGGGAUUGAAUCAGAUUCGAAACGGGGCUCACGAUGGUUUGUUCACGGCCAAUUACCCAGGGGAGGAAAACUGGGCGAUUGCUCAUCGUGUGCUCGUUCCGGCCUUUGGACCUCUGUCCAUCCGAGGCAUGUUUGACGAAAUGUACGACAUCGCGACGCAGCUCGUCAUGAAAUGGGCGCGACAAGGACCGACCGUUCCUAUUAUGGUGACCGAUGAUUUCACCCGAUUGACCUUGGACACCAUCGCCCUUUGCGCGAUGGGAACCCGUUUCAAUUCUUUCUACCACGAGGAGAUGCACCCUUUUGUCGAGGCCAUGGUGGGCCUGUUGCAGGGAUCCGGUGACCGGGCUCGUAAACCGGCGCUGCUCAACAAUCUGCCCACGAGUGAGAACGCAAAGUAUUGGAACGACAUCACCUUUCUACGGAAUCUAGCGCAGGAAUUGGUCGAAGCACGGAGGAAGAAUCCCGAGGAUAAGAAGGAUCUUCUGAAUGCUCUGAUCUUGGGGCGUGAUCCCAAGACUGGCAAGGGCUUGACCGACGAGUCGAUCAUUGACAAUAUGAUCACAUUCCUAAUUGCUGGUCAUGAAACGACGUCCGGCCUGCUCUCCUUCCUCUUCUACUACCUGCUGAAAACCCCCCAUGCAUACAAGAAAGCGCAAGAGGAGGUUGACUCUGUCAUUGGACGGCGGAAGAUCACUGUGGAGGAUAUGUCCAAGUUGCCGUAUCUCAACGCUGUGCUGCGAGAGACGCUGCGUCUGAAGUCUACAGCCCCUCUAAUUGCCGUACAUGCACACCCAGAGAAAAACAAGGAGGAUCCCGUGACCCUGGGAGGCGGCAAGUAUGUAUUGAACAAGGAUGAGCCCAUUGUGAUCAUCCUGGACAAGCUGCACCGCGACCCCCAGGUCUAUGGCCCCGAUGCAGAAGAGUUCAAGCCGGAGCGAAUGCUCGACGAGAACUUCGAAAAGCUUCCCAGGAACGCCUGGAAGCCGUUCGGCAACGGGAUGCGGGCCUGCAUCGGCCGCCCUUUUGCCUGGCAGGAAGCCUUGCUGGUAGUGGCCAUCCUGCUGCAGACCUUCAACUUUCAGAUGGACGAUCCCAGCUACGAUCUUCGCAUAAAGCAGACGCUCACCGUCAAACCAAAGGGCUUUCACAUGAGAGCAACUCUGAGGCAUGGUCUGGAUGCUACCAAACUCGGCAUUGCCCUGAGCGGCACCGCGGACAGUGCGCCGCCAGAGAGCUCGAAAGCGGCGAGCAGGGCUCGCAAGCAAGCUCCUCCGCCUGGUCAGCUCAAACCGAUGCACAUCUUCUUUGGAAGCAACACAGGGACAUGCGACACAUUUGCGCGCAGAUUGGCCGACGAUGCCGUGGGAUAUGGAUUUGCUGCCGACGUCCAGUCCCUGGAUUCCGCCAUGGAGAAUGUUCCGAAAGACGGACCUGUGGUGUUCAUCACGGCAUCAUACGAAGGCCAACCUCCCGAUAAUGCUGCUCACUUUUUCGAGUGGCUCAGCGCCUUGAAGGAAAAUGAGCUCGAGGGUGUUGAUUAUGCCGUGUUUGGCUGUGGUCAUCACGAUUGGCAGGCUACCUUCCACCGCAUCCCCAAAGCGGUCAAUCAGCUUGUUGCGGAGCAUGGAGGAAACCGGCUGUGUGAUAUUGGAUUAGCCGACGCGGCCAACUCGGACAUGUUCACCGACUUUGACUCAUGGGGCGAGUCCGCCUUCUGGCCCGCAAUCACAUCCAAGUUUGGAGGUGGAAAGUCCGACGAGCCUAAAUCGUCAUCCAGUCUGCAGGUAGAGGUCAGCACGGGAAUGCGCGCCUCGACCCUAGGUCUUCAGCUCCAGGAAGGAUUCGUGGUCGACAACCAGUUGCUUUCGGCGCCCGACGUCCCGGCCAAGAGAAUGAUUCGGUUCAAACUCCCUUCGGAUAUGAGCUACCGAUGUGGAGAUUACCUGGCUGUGCUGCCCGUGAACCCGAGUAGCGUCGUUCGCCGGGCCAUUCGACGUUUCGAUAUUCCCUGGGAUGCCAUGCUCACGAUCCGCAAAACGAGCCAGGCCGUCAAGGGCUCCACAUCGAUUCCCCUUGACACGCCCAUCUCGGCUUUCGAACUUCUCUCCACCUAUGUGGAGCUCUCUCAGCCGGCCUCUAAGCGCGAUCUGACGGCACUGGCAGACGCGGCCGUCACCGACGCCGACGUGCAGGCUGAACUGCGCUAUCUCGCCUCAAGUCCCACUCGAUUCGCCGAGGAAAUCGUCAAGAAACGGAUGAGUCCGUUGGAUUUGCUGGUCCGGUAUCCUUCAAUCAAGCUGCCUGUCGGCGACUUCUUGGCUAUGCUCCCGCCCAUGCGGGUCCGUCAAUACUCCAUCUCCUCUUCUCCGCUGGCGGAUCCUUCCGAAUGUUCGAUCACAUUUUCUGUGCUUAACGCGCCGUCUCUGGCCGCAGAAUCGUUGCCACCCGCCGAGCGAGCAGAAGCUGAGCAGUACAUGGGAGUCGCUUCCACCUACUUGUCCGAGCUGAAGCCGGGCGAGCGUGCGCAUAUCGCCGUGCGGCCGUCUCAUUCCGGCUUCAAGCCGCCGAUGGAUCUGAAGACACCAAUGAUUAUGGCGUGCGCGGGAAGCGGACUUGCGCCCUUCCGCGGGUUCAUCAUGGAUCGCGCCGAGCAGAUCCGGGGGAGGCGCAGCYCGAUCGGAGCUGAUGGCCAGCUUCCCGAGGUCGGACGGCCCGCCAAAGCUAUACUCUACGUGGGCUGCCGCACCCAAGGCAAGGAUGACAUCCACGCGGCCGAGCUUGCGGAGUGGGCUCAACUGGGCGCUGUGGACGUGAGGUGGGCUUACAGCCGGCCCGAGAACGGGUCCAAGGGCCGUCAUGUGCAGGAUCUGAUGCUGGAGGACCGCGAAGAAUUGGUCAGUCUGUUUGACCAGGGCGCUCGGAUCUAUGUGUGUGGCAGCACAGGCAUAGGGAACGGGGUGCGCCAGGCCUGCAAGGACAUUUACCUGGAGAGGAGACGCCAAUUGCGACAAGAGGCACGGGAACGUGGUGAUAUCCCUGCAGAGGAUGACGAGGACACUGCGGCCGAGCAGUUCUUGGAUAAUCUAAAGACAAAGGAGCGAUACGCGACGGAUGUAUUUACUUGA
Aspergillus viridinutans is the source of this 3357-nucleotide messenger RNA. Its product is annotated as bifunctional cytochrome P450/NADPH--P450 reductase. The transcript has 5 exons. Gene Ontology annotation, cellular component: cytosol. The coding region runs from base 1 to 3357 and encodes 1118 amino acids. Lineage: Eukaryota; Fungi; Ascomycota; Eurotiomycetes; Eurotiales; Aspergillaceae. The record is from RefSeq and is a predicted model, not a curated record. Gene Ontology annotation, molecular function: iron ion binding; flavin adenine dinucleotide binding; heme binding.